Messenger RNA from Zophobas morio, 928 nucleotides. RefSeq names its product alpha-tocopherol transfer protein-like. Gene Ontology annotation, molecular function: phosphatidylinositol bisphosphate binding. Gene Ontology annotation, cellular component: membrane. The record is from RefSeq and is a predicted model, not a curated record. Lineage: Eukaryota; Metazoa; Arthropoda; Insecta; Coleoptera; Tenebrionidae. The coding region runs from base 46 to 720 and encodes 224 amino acids. The transcript has 4 exons.
AAAGUCACCAUCGACUAUUUUUUCACAGUUAAAACGACAUCUGAUAUGUUUAGAAAUAGAGAUCCGUUAUCUGCACCAGUACAGAAUGCCUUUAGGACUACCCUCUGUUCCAUACUUUCCAAGAAAACUCCCGAAGGCUAUGUAGUUUGCUUUUUCAAACUGUUAGAUUCAAAUCCAAGUAACUUCAAUUUUGAGAAUAUAAUCCGAUUCGCUGAUAUGGUUAACACACUGGAACGAUUUCAAUGUGGCAUUUCCACCGGUCACGUGUUAUUGCUAGAUUUGGCAGGACUGUCAUUAGGACACAUUGCUAGAGUAGGUCCUCUUUCAUUAAAAACAUUUCUCUUUUACUUACAGGAAGCCCUGCCUGUACGAUUGAAGAAAAUACAUGUUUACAAUGCAGGGCAAUUUGUUAACACGCUUAUGAAUUUAGUUAAACCUUUCCUGAACAAGGAGACUGCAGAAAAGGUAAUUAUACACCAGUCAUUUGACAGUUUAACAAAAGAUAUACCUUUGGAAUGUUUACCUGAGGAUUAUGGUGGCUCAGAACAAAGUAUCGCUGAAUUACAUGCGAAAAUUAAAAAGAACCUCUUAGAAAACAAGGCGUUGUAUGAGUGGGAAGAAACUCUCAUUUUGGACGAAAAGAAAAGACCCGGUGGAAAAUUUAUGAAUACUAAUACUUAUGGAGCUGAUGGUACUUUCAAGAAAUUGCAACUUGAUUAACGUCUUUAGAGAAAUAGUUAGGAGCCUUCCAUUUUUGUUUAGUAUAUGAUAUAAGAUAUAAUAUAUCCCUAUUUUAAAUUUAAUGGCAAGCUAUAAAAACUGCGAAGCAUUAUGGGAUAUUUGCCGAUAACACAGGUCUACAAAAUAAAAAAAGCCUUAUGACUCCUCCUUACAAUCACUAAAAUGUGCCAAAAUAAGGCAAAACGCC